CCGACAACCCCUUCCCUCCCCCCCCACCCCAACCAACAGCACCCACCGUCGCCGCCCACCCCGCUUACCCCCCUUCUGCUCAUGUGAGGCGGUGAGUCGCCUCCCGCCGCCACCGCCGGCGACCGAUCGACGAUCUCUUCCUUCCAACCUCGCUGAGACUCUUUUAGCCUCCGCAUUUCUCUCAUUAGCCGUAAUAAAAACGAAUUCCUCGGACGAAAUUUGGCUGGAAAAUCGACAGUAACGAUGGAGUCUCCGAGUGCCUCUGCCUCUGCCCCCGCCCUCGAUCAAAUCUCGAAGUCCGCCGCCGAGAUCCUCGCCCAGUGGAAGCAGUACGAGAAGGUGACCACCUGCAUCCUGGGAAGCGGCACCGCCGCAGCCACAGCCGCUGACCUCUCUCCGAAGACGGCGGCGGCUCGGGUCCCCACGCGGAGGGUCCACGCGAAGGGUUCGAAGAAGGGCUGCAUGAAGGGGAAGGGAGGGCCGGACAACCUGAGGUGCAGCUUCAGGGGAGUGAGGCAGAGGACUUGGGGGAAGUGGGUGGCCGAGAUUAGGGAGCCCAGCAGAGGAAGCCGCCUCUGGCUUGGGACCUUUCCGACUGCCCUCGAGGCUGCUUUGGCCUAUGACAACGCGGCGAGCGCCAUGUACGGGCCCUUCGCCCGGCUCAAUUUCCCCACUAACGGUAACGACGGUAACGACGCCGUCAACGGUGGACCUGGCGGUGCCUCGAACAACACCUCGAAGGACUCCUCCAAGGACUCUUCUUCCUCCUCCGUGGCGGCUCCUUCGGCCCCUCCGCCUCCUUCUCCUCCUCCUGAGGCAGCUAAUAAAGAUGCAUUAAAUUUAGAUGGGCCAUUCCCUGUAAACUCUCAAUUGGGAGGAAUUUCACUCGAUUUGGGCAUUGCAGAGCGUCCUAGAAAACAUUCGAAGACUUCUGGUUCUUCUUUGUCAAGAGGUGUGUCAUGGCCUCUCGAUGGCAGCGAAUCUUUGAAGAUUGAGGUAACAGUACAGAACGGAAUCAAAGCAGGAAAGGAUCAUGAUAAGGAGGAGCCAGCUGAAAAGAUACUCUUUGAUCUGUCCAAAUCCAUCAUUAGCAUCAAGGAGGUCUCAGAUAAGAUUGCUGCAGAUAAGGCUGAAGGGUCUGCCGAAAGUUCGGCCGCAUCAGAGACCACCUUUGAUUCUUCUAAAUCCGUCGACAUGAUUGCUGCUAGCAGCAAAAUAACGCUCUCCGAGAGCAAAGACCUGACGAAGUGGUUAUCAAACAUGAGAAAACUUAUCCAUGGGAAGUCUGCAGAGGUUUCUGCAGAGACAGAGCUUGCCAAUCUUGUCAAAUCCAAUGAUGAAGAGAUUCAGAAGGCAAGGACCGUCCUUAAAAGCUUGAAAUCAAUGGACUUCAAAUCUGUCUCUGAGCUGGAGUUCUCAAGGAGCUUGGAGCGAGCUCUCUCCACCCUUUUGUCCGAGAAAAGUCCUGCCCCUAAUCGAUGCUCGUCUCUGUAUAAAAUCUGGGAGCAGAUUUCAUUCCUGUGCUCAUACUUCAAGCAAGCUCAGUCCGAUCUAAUGGAGGUGACCAAAAUGUACACCUUGAAGGAUUCUCUGCAGGCGGAGCUCGAUGCAAAGACUCUGAGAUUUGAGAGCUUGCAGAAGAGAGAGACCGACUGUGAUCGAGAGAUCAAGAGCCUUGAGGUUAAGAUCAGCAAGUUGCAGGCUCAGCUCAGGGAGGUGAAGGAGAUGAAAGCUGAUAACUCAUUUGAGAUGAAGAAGCUCUACAAGGAGACGGAGGAGAAGGGGGCUGUGUUCAGUCAGUACCUUCAGGAGGAGCCCAAGUGGAGGCUGAAGAAGAGGAAGGCCGAGGGAGAUAUCGAGAGGGUGGAGAACGAUUGGGAAGAUUUGAAGAAAGAUCUUCCAUUCUUCUGAAUAAGAAUUAGUUUUUCGUUUUGAUUUUCAUAUUUACCUCUUAGUUUGACUCCAUGGAACGACGAGUUAGUUUUGCUUUUUCAUUGCUCAUGGGUCGGCCAACAGGGUCCUCUUUCGGGACCUUUUGCGGUGUUAGUUUGGUAUGUACGUUGUUAGCUUGUACAUCUCAUGUGUUCUUUCAGGAACAUUUUGUUGUAUGACGAGUGCUCUUCAUUCCAGUUUCGAA
This is a messenger RNA of Punica granatum (pomegranate), 2137 nucleotides long. The record is from RefSeq and is a predicted model, not a curated record. NCBI's taxonomy places the organism in Eukaryota, Viridiplantae, Streptophyta, Magnoliopsida, Myrtales, Lythraceae.